Molecule: messenger RNA, 3057 nt
Organism: Hemibagrus wyckioides
Lineage: Eukaryota; Metazoa; Chordata; Actinopteri; Siluriformes; Bagridae
Gene: esrrga
Product: estrogen-related receptor gamma a
Exons: 8
Coding region: 321-1775 (484 amino acids)
Biological process (GO): regulation of DNA-templated transcription
Cellular component (GO): nucleus
Molecular function (GO): zinc ion binding; sequence-specific DNA binding; nuclear steroid receptor activity
Source: RefSeq, a predicted model, not a curated record
GUGGCUUUAAGUCCUUGAUUAGAAGAGUGCAAGAGCUUUUGGUCCCAACUGGCUGUGCCUAUAGGCUUGUCACUGGGAGAACGCUUCCUGUUAAUUGCACUGCUCAAGUGACGGGACGGCAAGAGGAGGAGAGAGAGAGGGAGUGAGUGAGAGAGGGAGAGAAAGAGAGAGAGGGACAAAUAGAGAGAGAGAAAGAGAGAGACAGAGAGAAACUUUGAUUUAUAGAAGCACUUGCUCAAAUGAUGGUCACUGAGUGCCAAUGGAUUCAGUAGAACUUUCAAUGGCUGAGUGUUUCUCGUUACACUCUGAACAAGAGUAGAAUGAAUGUAUCAAAGGCCCAAGUUAAUAGCGAGGAUAAGUACGCCAAAUGCGGUGCAUGGAGAAUGCAACAGCAUUACAACGUCGAUACGCAUGCGCUCUAUAACCAAAGCAGGCUGCUUUGCAGAAUGUCCAGCAAGGACCACCACAUUGAGUCCAACUGCCCUUCAUAUAUCAAGACGGAACCCUCUAGCCCAGCAUCGCUGACCGACAGCGUCAACCACCACAGCCCCGGCGGCUCAUCGGACGCCAGUGGCAGCUACAGUUCCGCCAUGAACGGCCACCAGAACGGCUUAGACUCGCCAACACUGUACGGCCCGGGAGGCACGCUGGGCCCCAACGGCACCAAUGCUAAGCGCUACGAAGAUUGCUCCAGCACCAUCGGUGAAGAUUCGCAGAUCAAGUGUGAAUACAUGCUCAACUCCAUGCCCAAGCGCCUGUGCCUGGUGUGCGGUGACAUUGCAUCAGGUUACCACUAUGGUGUGGCCUCAUGUGAAGCCUGCAAGGCCUUCUUCAAGAGAACCAUUCAAGGCAAUAUCGAGUACAGCUGUCCUGCCACCAACGAGUGUGAGAUCACCAAGCGCAGACGGAAGUCCUGCCAAGCUUGCCGCUUUAUGAAGUGUCUCACCGUCGGAAUGAUGCGGGAAGGAGUGCGGCUGGACAGAGUGCGUGGCGGCAGACAGAAAUACAAACGUCGGAUAGAUGCAGAGAACAGUCCCUAUCUGAACCCACAGCUGGCUCUGCCACCCAAAAAGCCAUUCCCCUUUGGCUGCCUUGCAGAUAAUAAGAUCGUGUCACACUUGCUGGUGGCCGAGCCUGAGAAGAUCUAUGCCAUGCCGGACCCAACUGUUCCUGACAGCGACAUCAAGGCUUUGACCACGCUGUGUGACCUGGCAGACCGAGAACUGGUGGUCAAUAUCGGCUGGGCCAAGCACAUCCCAGGCUUCUCCACGCUGUCACUGGCUGAUCAGAUGAGUCUGCUGCAGAGUGCAUGGAUGGAGAUCCUGAUCCUGCGUGUGGUCUACCGGUCACUGUCAUUUGAGGACAAGCUGGUAUACGCUGAGGACUACAUCAUGGACGAGGACCAGUCCAAGCUGGCCGGCCUGCUGGACCUGAACAAUGCCAUCCUGCAACUGGUGAAGAAAUACAAGACCAUGAAGCUGGAGAAAGAGGAGUUUGUGACUUUGAAGGCUAUAGCGCUUGCAAAUUCAGACUCCAUGCACAUAGAGGAUGUGGAGGCGGUGCAGAAGUUGCAGGAUGUGCUGCACGAGGCGCUGCAGGACUACGAGAGCAGCCAGCACGCUGAGGACCCGCGCCGUGCCGGAAAGCUGCUUAUGACGCUGCCGCUGCUGCGCCAGACGUCCACUAAAGCCGUGCAGCACUUCUACAGCAUCAAACAGGACGGCAAGGUGCCCAUGCACAAACUCUUCCUGGAGCUGCUCGAGGCUAAGGUCUAGCUCGGUCACCGUCGCCUAGAGCGGUUCUGUCAUGACGGAGCGGCCUGGGCCUACACACUACUAGCGCUCUCACUACACUACACUGGGCAGGCGAUGACUGAUAUACCGUGAAACUUUUCUCAACAACGGUAUCUAAUAACAACAACUUAACAAAACCUUAACGAUAAUCCAAACUCUUGACAUUAUGCUAGAUGCAUAAAAGAAACAAAUAACGUGGCUGUUGAGGAAAAACUAAAAAUCAUCUUGGAUAGGACAAGACUUCUGAAAAAAGAAAAAAGACUAUUUAGCAGCAGGACUUUGUUCGAACCAGCUUUUGACUUCUUCUUCUUCUUCUUCUUCUUCUUCUUCUUCUUCUCUGAAAACCAGUGCAGUUUUUCGAGCUUUCGAAAGAACAUUUUGUUGAUUUUCACCUAAAAAAAUAAAAAGGAACCUGGAUCUAAGAAUGACAAAACCCUGCCAAAGGAAGGAGUUCCACUGAGUGGGAUGCCAAUGAAACUGUAACGUCCCGAACCCACGUCCGAUAGUCCCUCUUUCACACGGCCACGACCUGACAGCAGGCAGUAGUGUUACCACCUGACCUCACACGAGCAGUUUAACAGCGCAUUCGCCAAACAGAGAUUUUGUUUGUUUGUUGGUUGGUUGGUUUAUUUCUGGCUUCUUCUUCUUUUUUUCUUUUUUUUCUAAAGAAGCUGCUCCUAAUAUUUUAACAUUUACACCACAAGCAGUCACCCGGGGCUUGAUUCCCUUUUUCUUUCCUUUCGAGUCUUCCAAACAACUUGUAAUGAUUUCACCAUUUCUCUUUUCAGGGAAUAUUCCUGAGCAUUAGUCUCUCAUGCAAUACAAAACAGAGGUACUGUAGUGGACAGCCUAAUUUAUUUAUUGAUAUUUUACUGUGCUUUAUCUCAGUGCGUUUAUACUGAAGGGUGUAAAUAUAGUAUGUAGUAUAUGGACGUCAUACUUGCAUUUGAUCACAUGUUGAUCAUUUUUAUUUUUAUUUUUUUCUACCAACUCUAACACUUUUCGGUAGCUGUUACGAGUCGGGAGAGAAUGCUUGCUAUCUUCUCUAAGCAAUAGAGGUUUUAAAAAGGAGUGUAAAUUUAUGCAAUUUCUGUUCAUGCCCGAGAUUCCUUGCAGCUUUAACUUUCCUUUCUGUGGUUGAUACAGUAUGAUAUCUGACCGAUACGGUGGCCGAAAGGACCAUGAACAUUAACUCAACACAACAAUAUCUGCAUUUAAGAUUACCACCAAGCUUACUUUUACUGAUAUAAUUUUUUUUUUUAAA